AAAAUUAAUUUAUGAUUUAGUUUUGAUUUUGAUUUAUUAAAAAAUUGAGGUGGUUGUUAAUAAAAAGGUAUGAAAUUGAGAUUCUGAGUUGUCAUGAGUCAUGAGUGAGACGGGUAUGGUUCGCUUUUCCAACGCGGGAUUUUUGGCUUUUCCGUUUUCCUUUUGAUUCAUAUACGUGACACACCUCUCUCUCUCCCCUCUUUCUCUCUCUCCCUUUUGAUCUUCUCUAGGCUGUUCUCAGAACUCACAGCUCACAAUUCAGAUUCCUGCAAACACCAUUUCUGUUUUCAAAAUCCUACUUUUCUUUUUCUUAAUUCAAUUUUCUCAGAACAAAAUUUUAAAAGUUUAUGAAAGCUUUGGCAUCAGACUCUCUUUGUAUAACAAUUCUUGCCCAUAAAUACCAGAGAUUUUUAAGAUUUGGUUGAUAAAUUCUUGAAAUGGGAUGUAAGGCAUUGAAUUUAUGGAGCUGCUACUUGAAUUCAAUUACAUCCAAAUGUGUUUUCUUAGCUGCAUUGGCGCUGGUGAUCAGAGCAGUUUUCUUUCCUCCAGUCACUACAAUAAUCGGUAGCUCUUCAGCGGAACCAAACGACAUCGUUUUCAUCCCCAACCUUUCUCUGUCCUUAAACGACAAUAUUGGAAUCAGAAACGACAAGUUUCUGGAGGUUCCACAGAUAGUGUGGGGACUAAAUAAUCAAAAGAUAGCUUUGGCCAGAUCUUGUCUCACAGCAAGAAUGCUAAACAGGACUCUUCUCAUGCCAAGCUUAAGUGCUUCUCUGUUCUACAAAGAAGUAGAGCUUUUGAAACCAAUUUCCUUCGACAAAGUUUUUCAGUUGGACAGGUUUAAUUCUCACUGUAGAGGCUUUGUUCAGAUUAGUAAGUAUUCUGAUGUUUCGAACCGGACCGGGGUUUUCGAGCUCCGAAAGGGAAGUGGAAGAAGGUGGACAAUGGAGAGAGAUUUAGAGCAGCUGAAGCAGAGUUUGGAGAACCCAAUUGAUGAUUAUGAAGUUAUUAGAAUAGUUGGGAAGAACCCUUUUCUGUGGCAUGAUCACUGGGCUGUUAAGGAAUAUGCUAAGGUCUUUGAGUGCUUAGCUUUGGUUGAUGAGAUUAUGGCUGAAGCUGAUAAAGUAGUGUCGAAGAUUAGAGAUAUGGGAAGGAAAGAUGACCCUGCAAAUGACAUAGACAAGGCUAAGCCUUUUCCUUAUGUUGCUGUGCAUAUGAGAGUUGAGAAAGAUUGGAUGAUUCACUGUAAGAAUCUAGAGAAGAAAAUGAACAUAACUCAGAUAUGUAGUAGCAAGGAAGAGAUUAUGAAGAGAGUUAGCAAUGUUAUUGGCUUGAAAACAACACCAACUGUUGUUUAUCUAGCUGUUGCAGAUGAACUGCUUGAAGAUUCAUCUCUACUGUUUGGUUGGAGAGAAAAUCUGCUUCCUUUUGAGAAGAAAAAACUUGGGGUUGAUGGGAUUUACAAGAAGUAUCCGUAUCUGAUUCAGUCUGCAAUCGACUAUGAAGUUUGUUUGAGAGCUGAUGUGUUUUUGGGCAAUAGUUUUUCCACAUUUUCCAGUCUUAUUGCUCUUGAGAGAACUCAAAAAAUGUUUAGAUUGGGAUUUGAAGGCUCUUGUGAAGGUAAAAAAGAUUUGAGGUGGCCUUCCUAUGCAUAUAAUAUUUUAGAUGAUUCAAAGGGCCCUCGAAAAUGGAUGACAAAUAUGUCAGACACAAGCCUCAAAGCAAUUAGCUAUGGUUCUAAGGAUGUUUCUUGCUGAAACUUUUCUUUGUUGAGAAACUUGUUGGUAUAGUCAACACAAUUCUUUUUGUGUAAAGAUAAGUUAAUAGAAACAAUAGUAUUCGUUACUUAUUUAGGUACAGUUGAUUCUUUUCUUCUUUUCCCAUUGUACUAAUUUUAUUUUCCUUUUUAUCUUGUACAUUCUUUUAAUGUAUGUAAUAUGAGUUCUGAUCACUUACCACUGCAAUUCACAUUAAA
Messenger RNA from Cannabis sativa, 1975 nucleotides. RefSeq names its product O-fucosyltransferase 23. The record is from RefSeq and is a predicted model, not a curated record. NCBI's taxonomy places the organism in Eukaryota, Viridiplantae, Streptophyta, Magnoliopsida, Rosales, Cannabaceae. Bases 438 to 1757 code for a protein of 439 amino acids. Gene Ontology annotation, biological process: pollen-pistil interaction. The transcript is spliced from 3 exons.